CCCGUGAUCUAUUUUUAAAUAGUUCCCUCCAACUCGAUCGCUCUCCGAGCCAGAAAAUGAGCCAACUUAAAACAGAGGGAGGAUCCUUUCGGACAUUCAAAAUUCGAACGAGGGUGACGUGUCAUCUGAAUUAUUGGAUUUAAAUACUAGGCGUGGAAUGCCUAAGGAUUUGAUAACUCCCAACCAACCGUCCUUCAUUCUCUCUAUUUCUUCAACCUUCACCUCCAGGAGUUCUUGCAGUAAGAUUGUACAAGUAGUCUGAGAAAAAGUCUAAUUAACGCGUUUAUGUAAAUUGUAUUGGCUGUGUUAGCACGGGGAUGGAGAGGUAUGAGAAGGUGGAGAAAGUGGGAGAGGGCACAUAUGGGAAAGUGUACAAGGCCAAAGACAAGAACACGGGGCAGUUUGUCGCUCUCAAGAAAACUCGCCUUGAGAUGGAUGAAGGAAUACCUUCUACUGCACUCCGUGAAGUUUCUCUUCUUAAAACGCUGUCUACAAGUAUCUACAUUGUCAGGUUGCUUUCUGUUGAGCAUGUUGAGAAGAAAGGCAAACUACUUUUGUACCUGGUUUUUGAGUACCUUGAUACAGAUCUGAAGAAAUUCAUUGAUAGUGGUCGAUAUGUGAUUAAUGUCGAUCCUCUGCCUCCAAAACUGAUUCAGAGUUUCAUGUAUCAACUCUGCAAAGCUGUAGCUCAUUGCCACAGCUAUGGAGUAUUGCACAGAGAUUUAAAACCUCAGAAUCUAUUGGUAGACAAGAGCAAGGGUUUACUUAAAGUUGGUGAUCUAGGACUUGGGAGAGCUUUUACUGUACCUUUGAAAUGCUAUACACAUGAGAUUGUCACUCUGUGGUACAGGGCUCCAGAAGUAUUGUUGGGUACGUUCCACUAUUCGACACCUGUUGAUGUCUGGUCUGUUGGCUGCAUUUUUGCUGAAAUGGCAAAAAGACGGCCACUUUUCCCUGGGAGUUCUGAAGUUCAACAACUGCUUCAUAUCUUCAGGCUACUUGGAACCCCAAAUGAGAACAUGUGGCCAGGAGUAACUAGAUUAAAGGACUGGCAUAUAUACCCUCAAUGGAAGCCACAAAGUCUUGCUCAUGCAGUUCCCACUUUAUCACCGAGUGGAGUUGAUCUUCUUGCCAAAAUGUUACAGUAUGAUCCUGCGAGGAGGAUUUCAGCUAAGGCAGCGUUGGACCACCCUUACUUUGAUGAUCUUGACAAGUCUCAGUUUUGAGCAUUUGUUUGAGAUUUCUAUUGUUUAUAUGGCUCUCAAAUGGGGUACAAGUGCCUUUUGCGUAUACAUAGAUUAGAGUUCAUAAUUGUUAAUAUGGAGGCUUUAGCAAAUGGACAGUUUUUUACCCUGUAAACUGAAGCAGGCAUGCUGAAAAUAGAAUUUCGUACAGAGAACCUUUAUAGAUAGGCAGUCUUUGAAGUCUCAUUUUUCGUUUGCAAAAGUAAACAUAUCAUUCCAGCAAUGGAAUUGAUCCCAUUUAAUAUUUUAUUCAUUUGUUUAGUGACAGUGAGCUUCUUGAGCUCCUUGUUCAGCCAAGGGUCCUAUUCUCCAUUCAAGACAGCUAUAUUUACAUAUAAAGCUAUCUGAUCUAUUUUCUCUAGCUUGAAAGCCCUGGCAAAUUGAAGUUUAGUUGAUAUGAAAUGCUACUCAUAUAAUCAAUAUUUAAAUAUGAACUGGAGUAUACUUGCAAUUUUAUAAA
This is a messenger RNA of Cryptomeria japonica (Japanese cedar), 1704 nucleotides long. Its product is annotated as cyclin-dependent kinase B1-1. The transcript is spliced from 8 exons. Bases 318 to 1226 code for a protein of 302 amino acids. NCBI's taxonomy places the organism in Eukaryota, Viridiplantae, Streptophyta, Pinopsida, Cupressales, Cupressaceae. Gene Ontology annotation, cellular component: cyclin-dependent protein kinase holoenzyme complex; cytoplasm; nucleus. Gene Ontology annotation, biological process: regulation of gene expression; G1/S transition of mitotic cell cycle; protein phosphorylation. The record is from RefSeq and is a predicted model, not a curated record. Gene Ontology annotation, molecular function: cyclin-dependent protein serine/threonine kinase activity; cyclin binding; ATP binding.